This is a messenger RNA of Radiomyces spectabilis, 1479 nucleotides long. RefSeq lists its product as uncharacterized. Gene Ontology annotation, biological process: SCF-dependent proteasomal ubiquitin-dependent protein catabolic process. NCBI's taxonomy places the organism in Eukaryota, Fungi, Mucoromycota, Mucoromycetes, Mucorales, Radiomycetaceae. The coding region runs from base 1 to 1479 and encodes 492 amino acids. Gene Ontology annotation, cellular component: SCF ubiquitin ligase complex. The record is from RefSeq and is a predicted model, not a curated record. Gene Ontology annotation, molecular function: protein binding. The transcript has a single exon.
AUGCCAAACGUCGAUUUACCCACCGAAGUCAUUCUAAUAAUCAUAUCUCAUCUGGCGAGAAGCGAUGUCUUACGUUUAUUGACAAUCAAUCAGCAUUGGUUUUACGUUGCGAGUUCAUUUCUCUAUCGCAAUCUUACGCUUCGCAAUGGCGAUCAUUUCAAGGCAUGCAGUAACCUGUUUCAGGAAACUGCAAAAAAGAGACGUAGACCGAGCCUCGGCUUUUACUCAAAACACAAUUACGCACAACUAGUACGUUGUCUGGAUCUUUCACGACUGGAACAAUACACCUUGAUAACAGACGAAACGUUCCGACGGUUGACAAUCGACUGCAUUCACCUGGAGACCCUGAAUAUCUAUAAUUGUCACAAUUUAACGAAUGACGCGGUCACCCGGAUUCUGAAGCAUAAUCGCGGACUACGGCAUCUCUAUUUGGCAGUCGCCACAGGGCUUGACGCGCGAUGUCUUCUCGAUGCACGUGAAACAGUGCAACAGUUGAAAACUCUCAAUCUCUACUACGUGCCGAUGUUUUUCUGUAACAACGUAUCUCGCAGACAUAUUCGAUCGCUUCAAGACUGCUUUCCAAACUUACACACGCUCACAAUAAGCGCCAUGGAGCUGAAGAAACACGUGGGAUACGAUACGUUGGCAAAAUGCUUCAAAUCUAUACGUCGGUUAUGGAUGCAAUAUAGCCGGCCCGAAGAAAUAGCCGCAUAUCUAUAUCACUGUCAAGCAUUGGAAGACCUUACCUUAAUCCAUCCAGAUUUGCGUAACACUGGGUUAAACCACUUGCCACCACGGCUGAAAACUUUCGAAAUCAGUGUACACCGCUUCUACCCGGGAAAUGUGGAUGACAUUCGCAACUACGAUGUCGGACGGGUACAAAGACUUGCCUUCAAGGCGUUGAAGACAAAAGAUUUCUUGCAGGUGUUAAGACGAAUAUGGCCCGAUCAACUAAAAAAGCUGACAUGUCCUAACGGAACGACGGAUGAAGUGAUUGAUGUAUUGGUGGAGCGCUUUCCUGGUUUAACCUCCCUGCGACUCCGAUAUGGAUCCAUCACUGUGGAAGGUCUGAGGAAGUUGUUGAAAACUUUCCAAUUCACCGAAUUCGUCUUUGAUGGUGCCGUGAUAAAGGAUGCAUCCACGGCCACAGACCUUUGGUCUGCGCUUGAAGAAUGGAAGAAUCCUCAUCUGCACACACUUAUACUGGAUGUAGAUGGUAUCACGGUCGAACUUAUGCGUCAGUUUCCCAACCUGUAUCCCAACUUGCGUGUAUUGAGGUUCAAAUACCGACCAGGGACAGAUGUCUCGGAAUAUGUCAACUUCCUCCUGUCAUUCAAGCAUCUUGAAGCCCUUGAUAUCGCGGACACCCUUGAUAUAUUCGAUCCUUAUCUACCGACAUUGCCAUCGCCGUAUGAGGAAAUGUAUCAAAAAUUAAGAAACGAGUUUGAAUUCUGGAAUAAACGUGAUUCAAUAUGGUAA